Funneliformis geosporum is the source of this 273-nucleotide messenger RNA. The record is from the annotation of a GenBank genome assembly. NCBI's taxonomy places the organism in Eukaryota, Fungi, Glomeromycota, Glomeromycetes, Glomerales, Glomeraceae.
AUGUUCGAUGAUUCUGAUGAGUAUAAUUUUAUUAUUCAAGCCAGAGAAAAUGCUAAUAUAAAAGAAAAUAUUUAUACAGGAGAAGUUGAUUUGACUACAAAGUCAGAUGCUGACAUUCUUAGACUGUUGGUUGCGUCUGAUAAACUGGAAUUAUUUAAAUAUGUUCAAGAUCAUUUGAUUGAAAAACAGACACGAGAUGAUUUGCAAAUCGAAGAAGCUGUUGCUUGGGAUUAUUUAAUUAAAUGGGGAAUUGAGCAAACUCUUAAUUUAUGA